AUGGAAGUCAAUGGUGAACGAGAUAUAGCUGGUAUUUUAAGCGCGGCUUUAAUGCCAUUGAAAGAUAUGAAACAUGCAGAUAUUUUGGACCAGUAUGAAAUGAACAUGGCUGAUGGAAAUAUAACACCUGACGUUCUAGAACAUUUAUCUCAAAGAACUACACAGAACCAUAGAGAUGGUAUAUUUGGUGAAGAGUUUAGAAAGAAAGUUAGGGAGGGAGAAGGAAGAGAACCUAUUGUACAUGACCUUGCAAACGAAAGUUUACAAAAUGUCAUAAAAACUUACUUUGCAGACAAUGAACCGAGAAGGGAUGAAUAUUUAAGAAAACUCAAAUGGACAGUACCAAAUGAAAUGUUAGUAUUGAAAAACAUGUUCCUUGACAAAAUAAAACCAACUACAGAAAUAAAUGACGCAAGACUGAAAGAUUGGGUAAAAGCUUUCCCAUUCACAAAAGAUAUAGUUGGUAACAUGGAAAGAAAACCAGAAUGGCUACAAAAACAUAUAUUUGGAAACGAGCAUAUUCCAUAUGGACAGGCACUGUUUGGAAGAGCUUGA
Messenger RNA from Trichomonas vaginalis G3, 555 nucleotides. RefSeq names its product protein of unknown function, DUF4106 family. Lineage: Eukaryota; Parabasalia; Trichomonadida; Trichomonadidae. The transcript has a single exon. The record is from RefSeq and is a predicted model, not a curated record. The coding region runs from base 1 to 555 and encodes 184 amino acids.